Molecule: messenger RNA, 801 nt
Organism: Dovyalis caffra
Lineage: Eukaryota; Viridiplantae; Streptophyta; Magnoliopsida; Malpighiales; Salicaceae
Source: the annotation of a GenBank genome assembly
AUGGACAUAAGCUUGCCACUCCAUAAGAAAUCUGCCAAUAUUGGUGACAAUGUGGAUAGGAUCAGCAAGUUGCCCGUUGAAGGGGAAUUAUACGAAUAUGCGUAUUCGAAUGCUUUACUGAAGAUGUUUCCCCAUAUAUUUAUGUGCCGUGACAGCUUGGCGUUUGUCCUAGAUUUGCCUAUGAAUAUAUUUUUUCCAUGCCUUGAGACCCUUGGUGUUGCUCAUGUUGUGUAUGUCGAUGAUGCUUCAAUGCACAGGCUCUUUUCUAGCUGCCCUGUCCUUGAAAACUUAGCUAUGAGAAGAGAUGGAUGGGAUGAAAUGCAUUUCUUGGAGGAUCAUAAGCACAAGACUGAGAUUGAUACCCCAUGUCUUGAGUAUUUCCAAAUCAAAGACACUUCACAGUGUGAUUCUUCCAUGAGUUCUGUCAAUGCUGUUGUUUGUGAUUCUAUUCUGCCCACAUUCCAUUAUCUUACCAAACUAGAGCUAUAUGUUGGUGAGUUUAUAAACUGGGAAUCCCUGCCAGACUUGCUUGAGAGCUCUCCUAAUCCUGAAAUUCUCGUAUUUCCAGCCAAGUGUUUGCUCUCAAGUCUGAAGACAAUUGAAAUUAAUAACUUCGUGGGAAUGUCUGGCGAGAAAUAUAUUGUAGAAUAUUUGCUAGAGUCUGCCGAAGUUUUGGAGGAGAUGAUAAUCCGAGGUUGCAAAUUUUUUGGAAGGCCAAGAAUGCAGAAGAAGCUAGAGGCUUUUAGGAAUGAGAUAUUAGGCUUCCCAAGAGGUUCUACUGCCUCAUUUUCUGAGGCUUGA